Molecule: messenger RNA, 2740 nt
Organism: Empidonax traillii (willow flycatcher)
Lineage: Eukaryota; Metazoa; Chordata; Aves; Passeriformes; Tyrannidae
Exons: 9
Coding region: 269-1975 (568 amino acids)
Source: RefSeq, a predicted model, not a curated record
AGGGAUGUCCACAGCUGGUCUGGGUGGUGGCUGCCAUGGUUUGGAAGGUGAGAGGCACCAGCUGGCAUUGUCUUGUCUUCUCUGUCUCUCUGAGCGAACAGCCUCAGAGGUCUGCACAAGCUUUGGCCACUCCAGGUCCUGGGGGAAUGGUGACUCAGCCUAGGUCAUAAAAAGGAGGGGAGUGUUACAAUUUUUGGAGAACUUGGCCUUGGAGCCUGUUUGGAUCAGAUCUCCACUGUUUCCUUAGAGAAACAGGUAGAGAUUUGGAAUGAAAGUAGAGAGCCAGGCCACAUCUUCACUUGCAGCAGCAUCAGUAAACUGCUGUGUGGUGGCAGGUGUCACUGUGUCACCCUGCACCCUGCUUCUGCAGCUGCCUGCAGGGCUGUGCUGCCUGCGGGGCCCAGGGAGGGUUGUUGCCACACCAACAGCACGCGCAGCUCCCCAGGGCUCCUGUUCCCCGGCAGCGGCCCCAGUCCGGGUGCAGCCGUGGUGGAUGAUGAUGGCCUGUCGCCGAUGGCUUGUCCCGCCCGUUCAAGGCCUGCUGCUCUGUAUCUUGGCUCUGCACAUCCAUCUCCAGGACUCUCUUGCCCCAGCAGAGCACAACACAGUUGCCAACAGCACCGUGGUGGCUGCUAAGAACACCUUGUUGGUUCCUGCGGCCACCAAGAACACCUUGGUGACCACCAAGAAUGCCUCAUUGGUGGCCACAGCUGUCAAGAACACCACCAAGGAUGCCACAGUGGUGGCCGCCACCAAGGAUGCCACAGUGGUGGCCACCAAGGAUGCCACAGUGGUGGCCACCAAGGAUGCUGCAGUGGUGGCCACCAAGAAUGCCAGAGAAGUGGCUGCUAAGAAUGCUACAGUGAUGGCCGCCACCAAAGAUGCCACAGUGGUGGCCACCAAGAAUGCCACAGUGGUGGCCACCAAGAAUGCCACAGUGGUGGCCACCAAGAAUGCCAGAGAAGUGGCUGCUAAGAAUGCUACAGUGGUGGCUGCCACCAAAGAUGCCGCAGUGGUGGCCACCAAGAAUGCCAGAGAAGUGGCCACCAAGGAUGCCGCAGUGGUGGCUGCCAAGGAUGCUGCAGUGGUGGCCGCCAGGAAUGCCAGAGAAGUGGCCGCUAAAAAUGCUACAGUGGGGGCUGCCACCAAGGAUGCCUUAGAGGUGGCCGCCAAGAGUGCCUCGGUGGUGACCACUGCCAGCCACACCUUGGUGGUUGCCACCAACACCUCGGUGGUGGCCACUGGCAAUGCCUCAGUGGCCACCAACACCUCUGUGGAUGGUGCACAAGAGACAGUGCUCACCUGCCAGAGCUUUCAGUGCUCCGGGGAGAGGUGUUACCAGGAUGAAGCCCAUUCCAACAGAACAGUCACCUGCCAUAAUGAGACUUACUGUGAGCUAUAUCGUUUCUCCAGCACAAACUACACAGCCAGGUGCAGCAGCAGGUGUGGUGUGGGGCUGUGCAGGACCAACAGCAGCGAGAGCAGGCAGCAAUGUGCCCUGGAGUGCUGUGCCACUACGCUGUGUCUGCAGCUCAAUGCCAGUGCCUACGGUGACCUGCCACCCACCACUGCUCCACCAACAACUGCCACCACCACCCACCGACCUCCCUCCCAAAACGGAAAAGUGUGCACGGCAUUCUCCUGUCACGGGGACGGGUGUUUCAAAGGCAGGAAGACCAUCACUAGAUGCAUCUUGGGGCAGGACUUCUGUGAGAUGAAGAAGACGGGCUCGAAUUACAUGGCUGGAUGUAGCAAAACCUGCAAGGCUGCCAAACCAGUCUGUGCCAGUGGGAUGAAGGCUGCCUGUUACCAGGAAUGCUGCCCAGCCAUCCCAAAAGCCAGCUGUCUGAAACUGGAUGGCAAAAUUCAUGUCAAUAGCGCUGAGCAGGUGAUACUGGCCCCACUCUUGAAGGUCAUGGCAUGUGGGGUGGUCCUUCUCCUGAAUUACAGGGCCUUCACUUCCCUCUGGGGGUAGGCAGGAGUCAGGAUGCUCCACAGCCUGCCCUCCUGCAACAGAGCUCUGCAGCAGCGCUCAGUAGGAUCCUGUUGCUCUCUGACUUCAGCCAAGGCCACUAUCACACACUCUGUCACAUCCCUGUCACACUCAGAAAGCUACAGCCAGGGAUUCUUCCCUACCCCACCCCAAUCUUGUAGGCCUGAGAGACCCGCAAACUAAUUGUGGAUCCUGAGAGCCAUGCAGUGUGUGCCUCCGUGCUGCUGGAAUGAGGGACCAGGAACGAGAAGGUGUUAGGCCUCCUUAAAAAUCAGAAAAUUCUGCCUUGACUGAAGGCAUAGGGGCUUCUCUAGUCAAUGACCUGCUUGUGGUGCAGCCUCCCUGGACCCCUGUGACCUGCAUAGUUCUGAACAGUUUAGUUCUGAACUGCUCUGGCAAUGUAAUGCCUCUUGCCUGGGUGAGUAAAUGGUAACUCUAUGUUUUGUCUCCAGAUCCUAGGCAGGAAAAUGGGAUUACUCUAAAGGUAUCUCAUGUUUUAGAUGAUCCUGUUUCACAGCUGUGGUUCUCUGUUGCUAAAAGCAGAGCCUAGCUGUGAGCCUGUGACACGAACACCCCCAGUGCUCCCCCAGCCUGUUCUUGCAGCGUGAGGAGCUGGUUGGGCAGAACUCCCUGGAGUCAAGGUGCUGCCAGUUGUGCACAUGCUCAUGGCGCUGUCCCCUGCAACCGCUCUCCUCUGCCACUGCUGGCUCCUUAGAGAAAAGAUUGCAAAAUAUUAAAGUUUGUGUC